CCAAGGCAAGUGCGAUUUGCAAAGCUCUCUCGCUCACAAGAACCUGAAGCGCAUUGCCGUUUAACAUCCUCCUCCUCCUCCUCCUCCUCCUCCUCAAGUUCACAGCCCAAACGCUUGAUCAACCCCACGAGGCACGAUGAUCACGGGGUCGGACUUCUACCACGUCAUGACGGCUAUGGUGCCGCUGUACGUGGCGAUGAUCCUAGCCUUCGGCUCCGUCCGGUGGUGGCGCAUCUUCACUCCGGACCAGUGCUCCGGCAUCAACCGCUUCGUCGCCCUCUUCGCCGUCCCCCUCCUCUCCUUCCACUUCAUCUCCUCCAACAACCCUUUUUCCAUGAACCUCCGCUUCCUCGCCGCGGACUCACUCCAGAAGCUCCUUAUCCUCCUCGCCCUUGCCCUCUGGUCCCACCUCUCCCGCCGCGGCUCCCUUGACUGGUCCAUCACCCUCUUCUCCCUCGCCACCCUCCCCAACACCCUAGUCAUGGGCAUCCCCCUCCUCCGCGGCAUGUACGGCCCCUACUCCGGUGACCUCAUGGUCCAGAUAGUCGUCCUCCAGUGCAUCAUCUGGUACACUCUUAUGCUUUUCCUGUUCGAGUACCGUGCCGCGCGAACCCUCAUCUCCAACCAGUUCCCUGGAGCCGCCGCCGCGUCCAUCGUCUCCAUCCAAGUCGACCCUGACGUCGUCUCCCUAGAUGGCUCCCGGCAGCCCCUCGAGACUGAGGCUGAGGUAGGCAGCGAUGGCAAGCUCCGCGUCACCGUCCGCCGCUCCAGCGCCUCAAGGUCGGACGUCUUCAAGCCCACGGCAUGGCUCUCCCCACGGCCGUCGAACCUGACCAAUGCUGAGAUCUACUCACUGCAGUCGUCACGGAACCCCACACCAAGGGGGUCCAGCUUCAACCAUGCCGACCUCUACUCCAUGGCCACUGGGCUCGGAGGCGGAGGGAGGGGGUCAAACUUCGGGUCCACCGACGUCUACGGCCUAUCGGCGCCGCUCGGCCUGACGCCAAGGCCAUCGAAUUACGAGGAGGAUAACAAGCUGCCGAGGUUCCCAUAUGGUGGAGGUGGCACGGCGGGUAAUUACCCGGCCCCAAAUCCAGGGAUGUUCUCGCCAAAGAGCGGCGGUGGGAGCGGAGGGAAGAGGGCGAAUGGGCAAGGAGGGAAGAGAGGGGGCGAAGAUGGCGGUGGUGGUGGUCGGAGGGAUCUCCACAUGUUUGUCUGGAGCUCAAGCACUUCUCCAGUUUCUGACGUGUUCGGUCAUAACCAUGACUUGCCCACUGGUGCAACUCAUGACAAAGUGGAUCAGAAUCAUAGUAAAGAAGGUGAUCAUCAACUGGAGAGAGAUGAGUUCAGCUUUAGAAACCGGAGGGCAGAGAACGUCGAAGCGGGCGGCGGGGAUGCGAUGCCACCAACGAGCGUGAUGACGAGGCUGAUCCUGAUCAUGGUGUGGAGGAAGCUUAUCCGGAACCCUAACACCUACUCCAGCUUGAUUGGCAUCACUUGGUCCCUCGUCUCCUUCAGGUGGAACAUCGAGAUGCCUGCAAUCAUCGCCAAGUCCAUUUCCAUACUGUCAGAUGCAGGACUUGGCAUGGCCAUGUUCAGUCUUGGAUUGUUCAUGGCAUUGCAACCGAGGAUCAUAGCCUGCGGGAAUUCCAUCGCAACUUUUGCCAUGGCUGUCAGAUUCCUCACCGGUCCGGCCGUCAUGGCCGCUGCCUCCCUUCUUAUUGGCCUUAGGGGGGAUCUCCUACGUGUCGCCAUCGUACAGGCAGCUCUUCCACAGGGGAUUGUCCCCUUUGUCUUUGCCAAAGAAUACAGCCUACACCCCGACAUUCUUAGCACAGCUGUAAUAUUCGGGAUGUUGAUCGCCUUGCCAAUUACACUCGUCUACUACAUUUUAUUGGGCAUAUGAAGAGCGAAGAGAAACUCCAAAAAUCUUGGAGAGAUAAUGAAGAAUUCGACUUCUUAAUUCGCUUGCCAGUUCACGGGAUCCGCAGAGAAAUGGUGGAGAACAUAUCA
Molecule: messenger RNA, 2013 nt
Organism: Rhodamnia argentea
Lineage: Eukaryota; Viridiplantae; Streptophyta; Magnoliopsida; Myrtales; Myrtaceae
Product: probable auxin efflux carrier component 1c
Exons: 6
Coding region: 137-1906 (589 amino acids)
Biological process (GO): auxin export across the plasma membrane; auxin polar transport
Cellular component (GO): plasma membrane; endoplasmic reticulum
Molecular function (GO): auxin efflux transmembrane transporter activity
Source: RefSeq, a predicted model, not a curated record